This is a messenger RNA of Hydra vulgaris (swiftwater hydra), 1308 nucleotides long. RefSeq lists its product as uncharacterized. NCBI's taxonomy places the organism in Eukaryota, Metazoa, Cnidaria, Hydrozoa, Anthoathecata, Hydridae. Gene Ontology annotation, molecular function: zinc ion binding. The record is from RefSeq and is a predicted model, not a curated record.
UUGUCUAGAAGAAUUUUUUUAAUAAUACGUCAAUUGUAAUAAUUUGUCAAGAAAAAUAUGAAAAGCAAUGUAAUCAACAGUACUUUGAGUUGUAGCAACUGCAACAGAAAGUACUGCUGUUUGAAUUAUUGAUAACUUUUAUAAAUGAAUAAUGUGUUUAUUAACUUGUCUACACCAGAGAAGAAAUAUAUAGUAUAAUCUAAUUCAUAAUGACCGGGCAAACUUUGAAAAAGUUUCUAUCCAGUUGUUCAAAUUAUUCUUUUGAAUGCUUAUAAAGUUAAGUUAUGGUUUGAAUGUAAAACAAAAAAAGUGAAAUUGACAGAUUCACAAAAUGUUUUAAAAAAGCACUUGAUUACUCCUGUCAUUAUAUGACUAAUUUAAUGUUUAACUUGAACUAAUUAAUGUUUAAUAUUUUUUGCCAUAAUUAUUUUAACAGUUUUUUUUUUCUGACUUAGCGCGAAAAUGUCAGACGAAGUGUGUCUAUAGUGAUGAUGUUUGAAGUCUUUAACUAUUGUUUCAGUUAACAUUGAGGAAAUACCCAGAAUGAAGGAUCCUGAACUUGUAAUCGCCGAGCUACGUGCAGCAACCAAUGUACCAAUAAAGCAGCUUGUACCACCAUCAAUAAAAGUCCUUUCCAACAUGGUAACAGUGGUACAUAAUCCAACCAUCAAAGUUUUUACAGUUUCUGGACCAGAUAGCAAGGCGGAAGUGGUGAAGUUAUUUCCGAAAGAAAGCUGCACAUGUCCUUCAUCAACAAUGUGCUGCCAUAUACUAGCAGUUAAACAUAGCAUUGGUGUUGAGCAUUGUAGUGAAAGGAGACCUCUUAACUUGACUAAUUUGCGACGCAAUUCGUGUAAAAAAGGUGACAAAAAAUCAGGAAGGAAGAAGCCAAGGAAAGGAGAUAUUUCCUUUAUCCCUGCACCAGAUGCAAUUGCCACAACCAAAAAUCUUGAAAUAAAUUGCUUAGAUGAUUUCUUGACAGAAAAUAUUGACCUAAAAGAUAUUGCUAUGGCGACCCCAUUAACUUAAUUUAAAAUGUAAAAUAAUUGUUUUUAAAAUUUUAGAAUUUUAAUAUUUAGUGUAAGUGUUUUUUUAUAACUAAGUUGUAUAUUUUAUUUAAGGGAACAAAAAAAAUUAACAUUAGUCAUUUCAAGUGUUCCAAAGAUAUCUCAACCUGCAGGUUCUUUAGUUUUAUCCGAUUGUUCAUUAUUUAUUAAUUCAAAUGUUACACCAGUAGUUGAUGUUGAUAAUGGAAUGUUUCCAAAUUUAUUUGAAAAUAAUUCUUUACAUUUUGAUAGUAUUGGUAUU